GGGAGAGCGCGGAGCCAGCGGAGCGCGGAGGCCCCAGCGCCAGCACCCGCGCGGGCGGUGAGCGUGAGUGUGGCGCAGGGUCGCCCCUCCCCAGCCUGGCCCCGGCAGUGCGGGCCCCGGGAGCGCCCUGACGGCUAGUCCUCGUGCAGCUUAGUGGCGCAGUGGCGGCAGCAGCAUGAGCACCCCCCGGCCUGCUCCACCACAGCCAGGCGCUGCUGAGGGGGCUGGAGGCCCAGAAGGGAAGGCUGUGGCAGGUGCCUGGGAGAAGGGCCCUCGGCUGGGCCAGCGGCUGCCCUCAAUCGUGGUGGAGCCCAGCGAGGCGGACCCUGUGGAAAGUGGGGAGCUGCGCUGGCCCCUGGAGAGUGCCCAGAGGGGCCCCUCUCAGAGCCGGGCUGCUGCUGCCCCCUCGCCGAGUCUGCCCGGAGAACCAGGGAAAGCUGCAGAUAACGCUGGCAGCGAGUGUGCCUGCUCCGAGGACCCAGCAGCCCCGGCCCGGGGAUAGGACAAGGACGUGGCUGGGCUCUGCUGUCUGACUGCUGAGGGCCUCUGCCCCAGGGUGGCCGGGCUGAUGCACAGGAGGGCCGGGCCUGCCCAGCCUGGAAAGCCCAGAGGCUGCUUCCUGUGUCACAGGGUCUGGACCGCAGCCCUGCCCUCUUCUGCCCAUGGCCCAGGUCUGGAUCACACCCCGCUUUGUUCCGUGGUUUGAAGCAGAAAUAAAGGCACUUCCUGGUG
Messenger RNA from Homo sapiens (human), 732 nucleotides. RefSeq names its product LBH domain containing 2 (gene LBHD2). The transcript is spliced from 4 exons. Bases 176 to 502 code for a protein of 108 amino acids. Lineage: Eukaryota; Metazoa; Chordata; Mammalia; Primates; Hominidae. The record is from RefSeq and is marked validated.